GGAGCGCAGGCACGGCCGAGGACUACCGGGGCUGGCGGCAAAGGAGAACGCUGGCCCGGGUGCCCCGCGGAGGAGUCGGGGGGGCGGUGCGGAGGGGCGGAUGGUCGGCGCCUCCCACCUCGCGGGACGCUCGGGCCGGGAACUCGUUAACAGGAAAGCUUGGCAGAGCAGCAAAUGCCAAGGUUCUGGAAGAACUGAGAGUCACGUCGUUCCGCGCUGAGGCUUUAUUUUCCUUCCCCGCCCCCUAGCCGCCUUCGGCCAGACUUGGCCAAAGAAGGAUGUGUCACCAGUUCGGGGCUGCGGGAGGGAUCCUGGCCACUCCGGGAACAGGGGCACCUGAAACAAAGGUAGAGGGCGGCCGAGUGGCUGAGCGGCAAGGGCCUCGGCGGCCGCCUCGGAGGGGCGUUCUCCGUGGGGACCACUCGAUGGAAACCAGCUGGCCGGGCUUGGAGUUGAUGGUGCAUCGGAACUGGGUUGUGCUCACAUUAUUUCCAUUCCUCCCACUCUCUGAUAAAGCCUACGGAAAUUUUAUCCCACUCGAUGCUCUGCAAAUGCGGAGGGAGGAGACAGAUUGCUGUUUGUAAAUUAUAAGGUUUCUUGGUUGUUCACAGAAAAAAAUGGAUCACUUAAGGAUUUGGGGGACUCAGCUAUCACAAUACUCCUGUACCACCAACUAAGAUUUAUAUGACAGUUUAUGGUAAUAAAUUUUCAUAAUAUAGAACCACUGAAGAAUUAAAAGAAGAUAUUCUUUCAUAAAAAUAAUACUAUAAUAUCAAGUUACUAAAUAAAACUAAAAUAUAUAAUAUUUAAAUUAUUAGACUUACUAAUAUAAGCAUACAUGUGCAGCAGCUACUGUAUACUGUUACCAAACCUCAAAUAUAAAGAUUUCCUUUCAUGGAAAAAUUACUAUAUUUUGCAAGAAGCCACUGAACAUUGUCAUUAAAUAUUUUUUCAGCGAAGUGUCAUUUCAAGAAACAAAGUCUAUAAAGUCCUACCACUAAGUGAAUUAGAUAUUAUGGCAGCAACUUACAGACUUGUAGUUAGCACCGUGAACCAUUAUAGUAGUGUGCUGAUAGACCGGCGUUUUGAACAAGCCAUACAUUAUUGCACUGGAACCUGCCACACCUUCACACAUGGAGUAGACUGCAUUGUGGUGCAUCAUAGUGUUUGUGCAGACCUCUUGCAUAUCCCUGUGUCUCAGUUUAAAGAUGUAGAUCUGAACAAUGCGUUUUUGCCCCAUGAAAAUGGGCUUUCCUCUGCUGAAGACUAUCACCAUCAGGCCCUAACAGGCAUACCCAGGGCCAAGAAAGCAUCUACAUUUCAGAAUACCUGUAACUUAAAGGAUAUUGCAGGAGAAGCAAUCAGCUUUGCCAGUGGGAAAAUAAAAGAAUUUUCCCUUGAAAGACUCAGAAAUUCAAACCAUGCAGCUUACAAAAAAGGAAGAAAAGUUAAAUCUGACUCAUUUAAUAGGAGGUCAGUUGAUUUUGACCUACUCUGUGGCCAUUAUAAUGAUGGGACCUCUCCAUCCUUUGGUUUACUCCGGAGUUCCUCAGUUGAGGAAAAAUCUUUAUCUCAAAGAAAUUCAUUUGAUACAAACCUGACUUCCAUGCUUCUUCAGAACUUUUCUGAAGAAGACCUAGUUACUCAGAUUUUGGAAAAACAUAAAAUAGAUCAUUUUUCUUCUGGGACAGAUAUAAAAAUGUGCUUGGACAUCUUACUGAAAUGUUCUGAAGAUUUGAAAAAAUGUACAGACAUCAUAAAACAAUGCAUAAAGAAAAAGUCAGGAGCUAGCAUCAAUGAAGGAAAUGGCAAUGAUGCAAUUUCUAACUCUGAAACUGUCUAUAUGAAUGUCAUGACCAGGCUAGCAUACUACCUGAGAAAGUUACCAUUUGAAUUUAUGCAAUCUGGGAAUAAUGAGACCAUAGAUUUAACAGAACUUGUCAGUAAUAUACCUAACUUACAACUGACUCCAUUCUCCCCAAUAUAUGGGACUGAACAGCCCCCUAAAUAUGAAGAUGUUGUCCACCUGUCAGUCCUUGACUCUGGACAGUUUCAGACUGUUGAAUUGCAAGAUGACAAGCAUAAUUUUAAACAAGCAGACACUGUAAAAGCCACUCCAAACAUCACAAAUUCCUUGUGUAGCUUGGAGGUAAACAAUCCUGAAACUCUAAAACCUGUGCAGCUUCAAUCGCCGUCAUUAACAGUGAACGCUCUAGAGAAUGUUUCUUCUGGUAACUUAAUAGAAACUCUUUAUAUUGAAGAAGAAUCAGAUGGAAAGAAGUCAUUAUUAGAUAAAGGACAAAAAACAGAGAACGGACAAGGUCAAGGUCUGCUAAAGGUAAAUGAACAUAAAGAAUUUUCAGACCAUGAUACUCAUCUUAAAAAAUGUCCUGCCUCAGUGCAAAAUGAAAUUGGUAAGAUAUUUGAAAAGCCAACGAUGGUUCAUCCACCUAAGGAAGAAUCUAAAUUAGAAGUUCCUACCAUUGAACUAAAAGGCCAGAGACACUUUAUGAAUCCUAAUAGUCAAGAAGAGAUAGACAAACUGUUAAUGGAUUUGGAAUCAUUUUCACAGAAGAUGGAGACCUCUCUUGGAGAACCACUUGCCAAGGGUAAAAGCAUCAGUUCUCUAAAUAGUCACAGUCAUUUGACUGGUCAAAUCCAUGAAGAUCUUGAGCCUAAACCUAUAGUCUCCUCACCUGCAGAAAAAGUCUCACCUUCCUGUCUAACAAGGAUUAUUGAAAGCAAUGGACACAAAAUAGAGGAAGAAGACCGAGCCCUCUUACUUCGGAUUCUGGAAAGCAUUGAAGACUUUGCUCAAGAACUAGUUGAAUGCAAAUCAGGCAGAGGAAGCCUAUCACAAGAAAAGGAAAUGAUGCAGAUUCUACAGGAAACCUUGACAACUUCCUCCCAAGCCAGUCCAUCUGCCUGUAGGAGCUCUGUUGGUGAGAAAGCCAAAGAUAGUGCUUCAGUUGUUUUAAUUCAGCAGACACCAGAGGUGAUCAAGAUUCAAAAUAAACCAGAAAAGAAACCUGCAAAACCACUUCCAUCUGCAGCUGUCCUUCCAAGUAGUCCCCAGCCUGUCUCCCCUACGCCUCAUGUGAAUGAUGUUGUGACUACACCGUCCAUAAACAUUCCACAGUUCUACUUCCCUGAAGGACUCCCAGACACCUGCAGUAACCAUGAACAGAUCCUAAGCAGAGUUGAAACCGCUUUCAUGGAUAUUGAAGAUCAGAAAGCAGAUAUUUAUGAAAUGGGGAAAAUUGCAAAGCUCUGUGGCUGUCCACUCUAUUGGAAAGCCCCCAUGUUCAGGGCUGCAGGAGGAGAGAAGACUGGAUUUGUGACAGCACAGUCAUUCAUUACCAUGUGGAAAAAGUUGCUAAAUAACCAUCAUGAUGAUGCCUCUAAAUUCAUCUGGCUCCUAGCAAAGCCGAGCUGCAUCUAUCUGGAACAGGAAGAUUUUAUUCCUUUACUUCAGGAUGUGGUAGACACACACCCUGGCCUCGCCUUCCUGAAAGAUGCUCCAGAAUUCCAUUCCCGCUACAUCACCACGGUUGUUCAGAGGAUAUUCUACACGGUCAACAGAUCUUGGAGUGGAAAAAUUACUUCAACAGAGAUAAGGAAAAGCAACUUUUUGCAAACUCUGGCCCUCUUGGAGGAAGAGGAAGAUAUAAACCAAAUCACAGAUUACUUCUCUUAUGAACACUUCUAUGUCAUUUAUUGUAAAUUCUGGGAACUAGAUGGUGAUCAUGACCUGUACAUCAGCCAGGAUGAUCUAUCUCGAUACAAUGACCAGGCUUCAUCAAGUAGAAUUAUUGAAAGAAUAUUUUCGGGAGCAGUAACAAGAGGAAAAACAGUACAAAAAGAGGGAAGAAUGAGCUAUGCAGAUUUUGUUUGGUUUCUGAUUUCUGAGGAAGACAAACGGAACCCUACCAGCAUUGAGUAUUGGUUCCGCUGCAUGGAUGUGGAUGGAGAUGGUAUACUUUCCAUGUAUGAGCUGGAAUACUUCUAUGAAGAGCAGUGCGAACGAAUGGAAGCCAUGGGCAUUGAGCCUUUGCCAUUCCAUGAUCUGUUGUGCCAGAUGCUUGACUUGGUGAAGCCAGCUAGUAAUGGCAAAAUAACUCUACGCGAUCUGAAGAGGUGCAGAAUGGCUCAUAUCUUCUAUGACACUUUCUUUAACCUGGAGAAAUACUUGGACCAUGAACAAAGAGAUCCUUUUGCAGUCCAGAAGGAUGUUGAAAAUGAUGGUCCUGAACCCUCUGACUGGGACAGAUUUGCAGCUGAUGAGUAUGAGGCUCUUGUCUCAGAAGAAUCCGCCCAGGUGCAGCUCCAGGAAGGCUCCUUUGAAGAUUAUGAAGCAGAUGAACCUGUGUCUCCCUCUGAAUUUGGAAACAAGGGUAAUAAAGUAGUAACUUCAAGCCUUUCAGAGAGAUGUGGAAAGCUUCAGUCCGUGGAUGAAGAGUAGCUGCCAACAUCUACACAGAAGGAUGGUGUGGAGAGAUGGUCUAGUUUGCACACUGCUUUGUAAAGGCUUUGAUUGCUCCAAGUGCACUAGAAACUAAAAUGCUCUUAAGUAGUUCAGCUCAGGAGACCCCUCCAGUUUGCCACAAACCUCCUGCAGAGCUCUUCCUUGGAAGUACCUACUGUCACCAAUUUCCAAAGUCUGCAAUCUGCACUCUACACCCCUCAGUGUAUGGAGGCUCUCUUGGAAACAAGACCAAGCACAGGUCUUUGCAUAUAAAGAAGCUGCCUUAGUGUUGGCCAGCUUCCCUGGGGUCCCCAGGCUCCUACAAAACCUAGAAGAAAACUUCACUUGCAGAAAACUUAAGUCAAAGAGUCUGAAACUUGGAAAAGGACCUCUAGAAUUGACUUUGUUCUAGUAACGAAAGCACUGCCAAACAUCUCAGAAACUACUUAUGUGUACUGGAGUUCAAGGACCUUGAACUUACCUGGUUUAAUGUAAUUUCACCAUGACCUGCCAAACUGCUAGUCACUUUACAUUCUCAGGUAUUGUAACCACUAGGCCCUUCCAACUCUUCUGGCAAGCUCUGCAGCCUCUGCAUCUGACUGUGGGUCUUGUACAAAAUCUCCAGAAAAAUCCUUAAAAUGAAGGUAAGGGCAGAAUCUGGCACUUAUGAUAACAUGUGUAGCCAACUAUUGGGCGAUUAUUAAUCUACAGAUUAGUUGAUGAUCUGUCUUCAUUUCUAGCAGGCCUACUUGAAGACUUAAGGAAUGUGAUACACCAUGGAAACUUCUCACUAUACAGAUUUCCUCCCCUUCUUGAAUACUAGAGUAAGCCAAAAGAAAAAGGCUCAAACUAAACAGUAUUCCUUACUGUUUAGAAACUACUACACCAGAUAUUUCAUCCACCUCAUUAUCAUCACACUUGGAAGAAAACAAUUCUCACCCACAGUAGAAAUUACUAUAGUGGUAAAUUCAAAAUCCUACAUUUUUCAACAGGCCACCGUGCAACUAAAUCCUACAGUGCUUAUUGUUAACCUUCAUGCUGGAAAAAAAAAAA
Onychomys torridus (southern grasshopper mouse) is the source of this 5518-nucleotide messenger RNA. It is a transcript of the gene Ppp2r3a, whose product is annotated as protein phosphatase 2 regulatory subunit B''alpha. The record is from RefSeq and is a predicted model, not a curated record. The transcript is spliced from 14 exons. Gene Ontology annotation, cellular component: protein phosphatase type 2A complex. Gene Ontology annotation, biological process: protein dephosphorylation. Gene Ontology annotation, molecular function: calcium ion binding; protein phosphatase regulator activity. The coding region runs from base 1016 to 4462 and encodes 1148 amino acids. NCBI's taxonomy places the organism in Eukaryota, Metazoa, Chordata, Mammalia, Rodentia, Cricetidae.